AGCUGCUCAGCUCCGGGCUGGUGCCGUCCGGAUCAGAAAGCUGCCGGACUCCGGACUGGAGACACGCAGCGGAACGAGUCCUCUGUGCUCCGGGAUCCUGACACAUUUUUACCGAGUUUGACGCCCCGGCUACAGCAGGCUGUUUGUUGUUGACUUUUUGUGGAUUUAUAUUUAAAGAUGCUUCAGACCAAGUAGAAGAACCGGACCGAGCGGGUUCUCCGUCCUCCGGGACGUUUAAGGACGCAGAUUGUGGAUUACAUUUUGACACAAGACUUUGCUGCCUUUGGACAGAGGACUGACUUUAUUUCUGAUGAAACAUUUCUCUUCAGAGUUAGCCACAGAUCGUGUCAGUGAGCGGAUUAGCACCGAGUCAAGAACCUGUCUCUGGCGGUCUCUGCUGAACCCUCUGGACCCAGUUCGGUAGGAAGAGCGGCUCCCAGUCCGGGCUCUCAAGAUGUUGACUGCGCACACUGGACACUUGCUCCACCCGGAAUAUUUACAGCCUCUAACGUCCGCACCAGUCAGCAUCGAGCUGGAUGCUAAGAAGAGUCCGCUAGCCCUGUUGGCUCAGACCUGCUCUCAGAUUGGUAAACCGGACCCUCCAUCUUCCUCCAAGCUGACUUCUUCUUGCAGUCAAGGAGAAAAGGAGUCCAGCAGUCGGACGUCUUCUUCCAGCCUAAAGACGGGGGAGCACCGCCCCUCCCUGGAGGAUAAGUCCAGCUUCAAACCCUACAACAAAGGCAGUGGAGACUCUCGCAGCAGCAGCUCUAGCGGUGAUAAAGUUGGGUUCAGAGUACCCAGCAGCAAUAAUAUUACCACUAAUGUACAUUCAAGCAGCGGGUUACAGUCCUGUCCACCCCACUCUGCUUCGCCCGGCUCUAGAGUCAGCAACACGCCUCCAGGACCCACUCAGCAGCAGCACAAGCUGAGCCAGUCUCCUGGUGGACAGCCCACCUCGCAGUCCCAGACUCCCACCUGUGAAUCCACUCAGGAACAGGGCAGUCCUGCCAGCAAUAAUAAUGUUGCUAAUCCCAGAAAAGAGGCUGAUUUAACCAAGGCCAGCUCUGACGGUCCACAUCAUGCUAAUUCUAGCCACGUUCGAGCCAGCACCAACUGCAGCAACAGCAGCUCCGACGGUGGCUCCAACCACGAUGGCGGGAAAGCUGAGACCCUCCAGCCAAACCUCGGACCUGGACACAUUACACCUAUUUCCCCCUAUAAGACCAGCCAAACGCUCUUCCCCCUCCCCACCUCCAACAUGGGCUACCAUGGAUCUGUCAUGGGGGGUUACGCAGGCUACCCGUCACAGUUCGUUCCGGGACUGGAUCCAUCCAAAUCAAGCCUCAGCGUGAGCAGCUUGGGAGGAAAACACCCGAGCUCCAGCCCUCUCACUGGUGCCUCCCCACCCUCCUUCAUGCAGGGUUUAUGUAGGGACCCUUACUGCCUAAGCUACCCAGGUGUGUCCCACCUUGGAGGAAGUAACUGCAAUUCCUGUAUCCACGACCCUUCGUCCACCCUGAAGCCAAGCUUUCCCCUAGUGUACCCCUCCCAUCCACUUCACCCCCUGUCGUCCAGUGUGUCCCCCUCCCUCUCUCAUCCACUCUACACAUAUGGCUUCAUGCUGUCCAACGACCCCCUUCCUCACGCAUGCAACUGGGUGUCAGCUGGAGGUCCAUGUGACAAGCGUUUUGCCUCCUCAGAUGAACUCUUGGCUCACCUCCGGACCCACACAGCUCUGCCCGUGGGGAUGGACAGUAAGCUGCUCGCCGUUUCCUCCUCUGGAUCUGCCUCCUGCCACCUUCACCUCCCACACCAGAGCAGCCCGGGGUCCAUGCCCAGCUCUCUGUCUCUCAGGGCUCCUCCCAGCCUGGGUUUAGCUCGCUAUCACCCCUACAGUAAGGUUCAUGUACCUUCUGGACCUUCCUCCAUCUCCCUGCACUCUCUACCCACAACGGGUCCAUACUACCCUCAUUACGCUCUCUACAGCCAGAGACUUGGAUCUUCUAUUGGAUACCAAUAGAACAUUUUCCUUUUUAUAUAAAUUGUUUAUAUAAUUAUAUAAUUUGGGGGAAAAUAUUCAUGUCAUCUUCCACACAGGACAUUGGGUGAGAAAUCUGGAACAGUUUUCAAAAGUCUCCUAAAUGUGAAUCUGCAGCUAAUUGGCAAAGCUUGGCAUGACCAAAAGAAAAGCUGUGAAAUUUUCAGCUACCAGCACCUUCACAGCUCACAUUAAAUGUUUAAUACCAAUCAAAAAGGAAUUAGGCACUUAUUGUGAUGCUGUGUAAUUGGGUACCAGUUCCCUUCUUAUCGUUUCAUUAAUUUCAUUUAUUUAAUCAGAUUAAAACCCAUUGAAAUCAAGGUCUCAUUUGCAAGAGGAACCUGGGAUCAACACAUUAUUUAGUUUCAGGUUGUAUCCCUCUGGGCUGCACUGGUUGUGUGAAACUAACUGGCUUAAAAUUGCAAGAAAAUAGUCAGAUCUGCAGUUGUGGUCUCACAGAUCUCUGAGCAUGUGGUCAUAUUUGGUGUAGCCAGUUUAUUUAAAUCACAGCUUAUUUCCAAGUGCACAGCUGACUAAGGUGUACUCUAGGCUGUUCAGGUUAGUUUGUUGCCUCCUUGGCUUUCUUUGCAGUAGCUGCGUUUUCAUUGCCCAUGAAAAUGUGCAAAUUAGAAUUUGGAAAAUAAAUUUGCUCAAUGGAAACACGUCAA
This is a messenger RNA of Austrofundulus limnaeus, 2706 nucleotides long. RefSeq names its product zinc finger protein 703. Gene Ontology annotation, biological process: negative regulation of DNA-templated transcription. The transcript is spliced from 2 exons. The coding region runs from base 455 to 2020 and encodes 521 amino acids. The record is from RefSeq and is a predicted model, not a curated record. NCBI's taxonomy places the organism in Eukaryota, Metazoa, Chordata, Actinopteri, Cyprinodontiformes, Rivulidae. Gene Ontology annotation, cellular component: nucleus.